Molecule: messenger RNA, 2701 nt
Organism: Ceratitis capitata (Mediterranean fruit fly)
Lineage: Eukaryota; Metazoa; Arthropoda; Insecta; Diptera; Tephritidae
Gene: Fic
Product: adenosine monophosphate-protein transferase FICD homolog
Exons: 6
Coding region: 341-1963 (540 amino acids)
Molecular function (GO): protein binding
Source: RefSeq, a predicted model, not a curated record
AUUGUUAUUCAUGCAAUACAAAAUAAUUACAAAUUGUUCUUCAACUAGCAUAUGCUGAAGCUACAAAGUUUUAGAUAAUUUUAGCUUUAAACUCUUAUGCAAAUUCUAGAGCAGAUAUGGCAGCACACUUAGAAAAUUCAUCUACACGUCAUGAAUUUAAUAAAAGUAAAAUUACGUACAGAAAUACAAACAAAUUACGUGGAGGUAGCGGAAAAAUGCAAUUGUGUGAUUCAAUAAAAGCGGGGAACACGAACGUUAACAGAAAGUGUGUGAAACAAAAACAUUAUUAUCGUUUUUAGUAAAUCGUGGUAAGCGAAAUUCUCAAGUAUACAACGUAACAAUGGACAAUGAGACACCGUCGGUUUGGAAACGUAUAACAAGGAAAGGCAGUGGCUUUGUGGUCUGUGAUACGCCCACUGAUAACUACGAUUCUGCAACAAAAAACCACAACAUCACUCAAGCCACGGUUGCAGCCAUCCAGAGUAAUGCAUUAUUGCAACUGCAAGAACAGCAACGUCUAGUACGCGUUUCCUUACUCUCUGCAAGCUUUGUGAAUAUUUGCAUCUUCAUAGCAGGCACUAGUGUAGCCUUUUUUCUCUAUGAAUUCCUUCACUUCAAUCCCUAUAGUGCGUUGAUACGUCAAGCAACCAAACAAUUACAACAUUUGCCUGAUAAUCAUUUUCUUCAAACACGCGAUGAUUUUGCUGUUUAUGCAGCUCCAGGUAUGGGUGACAUUGAUUUGAGGGCGUUUACGGAUAUGCACUCACAAAUGAAAGAAGACGAGACGCACGACUCCGGUACGAAUAUUAAAGAGGCACUCGACUCAUUAAAACUUGCGACGGAAAUGCGCAUAAUGGGUAAAGAGGAGAAAGCGCAACGCUUAUAUGAGCAUGCAUUUGCACUAGCACCGAAGCAUCCGGAAGUGUUGCUGCGCUACGGGGAGUAUUUGGAGCAUGAUCAACGUAACAUUCUGUUGGCCGAUCAAUAUUACUUUCAAGCGUUAAUGCUCAAUCCAACCAAUAGUGAAGCGGUCGCUAAUCGUCAGCGUACUGCUGGUAUUGUACAAUCCAUUGACGAACGCAAGCUAGAGCUACUUGAUUUAAAGCGUGACGCUCUCUCUGCGGUGCACGAAUCGAAUGCUGCUUUACGACGGGCUAAGAAAGAGGCUUAUUUUCAACAUAUUUAUCACUCGGUAGGCAUUGAAGGCAACACAAUGACUUUGGCACAGACACGCUCCAUUUUGGAGACGCGCAUGGCCAUCGAUGGCAAGUCGAUUGAUGAGCAUAAUGAAAUUUUAGGUUUGGAUUUGGCAAUGAAAUAUAUCAAUGCAAGUUUGGUAAACAAAAUCGAAAUAACAUUGAGAGAUAUAUUGGAGAUUCACAGACGUGUUUUGGGUCAUGUUGACCCAAUCGAGGGCGGUGAAUUUCGUCGAACGCAAGUAUAUGUUGGUGGUCACGUACCACCGGGGCCUGGAGAUUUAGCAAUACUUAUGCAUCACUUUGAAAACUGGUUGAAUUCUGAACAAACAGUUUCUCUGCAUCCAGUAAAACACGCCGCUUUAGCUCACUACAAACUGGUUCAUAUACACCCAUUUAUAGACGGUAAUGGUCGCACAUCACGUUUACUAAUGAAUGCGCUUUUGAUGCGCGCCGGUUAUCCGCCUAUUAUUAUACCAAAGCAACAGAGGCACAAAUAUUACCAAUUCCUACAAGUGGCAAACGAAGGUGACAUACGCCCCUUUGUACGCUUCAUAGCUGAUUGUACUGAAAAAACUCUUGACUUAUAUCUUUGGGCCACCAGCGACUUACCGCAUCAGAUACCAAUGCUGGCGCGGACAGAGAAUGAAUUAGCGUUUGUUGACAAAUUGGUAACACCCGUCGAAAGCACAGAAUCUGCCGCAAAGACACAAGGAGGCACACAGCCAAUAGAUGUAUUUGCCUCAGGUUCAGGAGAUAUUCCUUAACAUUUUAUGAUUUUUUUGAUAGUACUGUAUGCCAUGUAGUGUUUAGAAGUCAAACAAGGGUCGUAGUUAUAUUAGUUUGAAAGUAAGUUACAAGUAUGUGUUAAUUAGCGAAAACACGGAAGACAAAAAGCUGUUUUGUACAAACGUAUAUGAAAUUUGUGUGAUUUUUUUUUUUUGUAUAUGUGUAUAUUACGUAUGAUAUGCAACACUUGACUGUGAUCUGUUAGAAGUGUUUCGGCGUAUAUUUGUAAACUUGGCAUAUCUCUUACACUGUAUAUAGGCGGACAAGGCUGCUGCGCAAAUAAUAUAUUAUAUUUUAUUUAUAUACACGUUUACACUUCCAAUCGCAAAAAAAAAUGAUGUACAUAUGUAGAUAUACAAAUUUUUAGUUAUAAUUGUAAAAAAAAUCCUGGCAGUGGUUUUGUGGGUACGCACUGACAAAUCAGAGUAACAAUGCCAAAAAGCUACAUUAUUCAAAAGAGAAAAGUACUGCCAAAAUAUUAAGACAACCAAAAAAUCAAGAAUGACUUUCAAUAAUAAUGUUUGUAUAUAUAGGUAUUUAUAUAUUUAGCAUUAAUAAGUACACAUUGGUAGAUUUAACAAAAAAUUCAUAAACUAAAAAACUAUUAACGAAUCACAAGGUCUGUUACAUAUGCAGCCACUCGGGCUCUCUACUGUGAAACAAAAAUUAUUUAUAUGUAUUUAAAAUUACAUUAAAAAAUCAAUUUAAAGCACAAA